Messenger RNA from Drosophila suzukii, 8504 nucleotides. Lineage: Eukaryota; Metazoa; Arthropoda; Insecta; Diptera; Drosophilidae. The record is from RefSeq and is a predicted model, not a curated record.
CUAGAUGCGGUAACUCUAAGUUCAUUUUAAGACUUAAUUUAUGUUUAGUUCAAAAUAAUUGUUAGAAUUAAGCUUUUAUCGUCAGCAAGUGAUGCCCGGCUGCCAGAAUGAGUGGACUGCUGAACGAUAUCCAGCGCAUCAUCGGCGAGCUGCAGUCCGGGAAGCCAGCCAGCCGAAACAAGGGCGUUGAACAGCUGGACGAAAAGCUCAGCAACUGCAGGGAGGAUCUAAAUACCCUAUUCCUGAGCAAAAGAUGUGUGUCUUGGACCGUAGUCUUUGAAGCGUCGAAAGAGGCUCUCUUCAAGAACAUUACCACGAUCACAGCACGCGGCGCCCUGGAGGAUGCCAAUGAAAAGUCCUUUAAGACAUUGGCGGGAAAAUAUUUGUACGACAAUGUUAUUGAGAAGAUCACCCAAUUCAACUUGGAAGCUGGAAUGCAGACCGCCGGAAAUGGACACUUUCUGGCCAAGACAAGCAUCUUCAAUGCGUUCGAGGAGGGUAUCAAGAUGCGGGUGGUAGUAAAGUUCUUUGGAGACCGGAUUCUUAGCCUGUUGGAUAGGGCCCUCUACUCAUCGGCCAGCUAUGUGCGUGAUUUAAAGAUUAAUGAGUACAGCCGCAUCCUCUCCUAUCUUUUAGUUAAAUGUGGAAAGGAUGAGGCCCUGCGCACCAGGAUAAUGAAAUGCGUCACUAAGCAGUCCACUUUGGCCAAGGAUCGGGUUCAACUGCAUGUAGAUCUAGUUGAAUAUUUGCCUGAGCUAAGCAACUUUGCCCGCUCCGCAAAUGCAGCGAGAAAAUUAGAGAUUGUUCGACUCUAUUUAAUAUUCGCCUCAGAGCUCUCUGUUAAUUACCAUCACCAAUUGAGCAUUAAUGCUCAGGAGAUCCUGCCCAAACUAUGCGAGUUCCACGACGAGGACGUUUUCCGGGACGACACCAGAAAUCUGUUCUUCCAGUGCGUCACAAAGUCGCUGCAUUCGUUAUAUCCCAAGUUGGACAUGUGUGAUUUUAAUACUCUUGGUGUGCCUAUUCAGGAAAAAUGGCCGCAAACUCUGGUGCGGCUAAAAACUAUUGUCAACGUGGAGAUUCGUAAAAAUUCUUUGGCCCGCUACAAGACCGCAAAACUGAGCAAUGACAAAUUCUCGGAGCCCUUUAUCAAGAUGUCCGCCUUGGUCAUGUAUAUCGUUCUGUGGCACCUAGAGACGAAAAAGAAUGAUGAAAAUGGGGAAGGCGAUGCGCCAAAAAAGGUCCCGAAGCCUGCCGAUAAAAUGGAUAUUAUAUUGGCCUAAUCGACAAAAAAAGACACACUCUUCAAUGACGUCUUUGCCAUCUUCGCAGAGCUUCUCCAGCUGAGCGGCGUGCUCCUGAAUGUGGCCAACUAUCAGCAGGCGCUGACCACAGUGGCUGAAAUUAUGCCAAUGUACGGCAAUGCCAGGAAUCUGCGGAAUCUUCGUCUAUGUCUGACGAGUAUUCUGAGCAAGGAACGGGAGCUUUUACAAUUGAAAUCCAUUAACGAGGACUUUCUGGUCGACCUAUGGAAUCAGAUGGUGAAUCAUCUGAUCUCAGAGACCACCACCAACAGUGAAGAGAUCAAGGAAAAGCAUCUGGUGCUACAGAUGCUGAUUAGAAACAAAAAACUGAAUCAAAAGAUGGCCAGCACUCUGCUGCACAACAUCACCACCAAUGAGAUGUUGAAGCGCAACGAAUUUUCGACAAUUCGAGAGAUCUUCAUUCAUGCAGACAAAUGUGGUCAGGAUAAAGCCUCCGCGGAUCUAGAGCCUAUCAUAGCGUCCUAUGGCAGUGGGGACCGAAACAACACCGCACAGUUGAUACACAAUAUAGCCAGUAUUGAUUCCCGGCUUCAGGCUGAUACGUUUGCCAUCAGUAUCAUAAACUUUCUGGACGAACAGCAGCUGGAGGAGAUCUCCCGUCCAUCACCUUUGGCUGUUCCCGUCGAACAGAAUCUCUUGGCCUACAAGUACAACAAGCAACUGAUCUGUUUGGACAAUGACUACGCGGCUCCCUUUACGUCAAUCACUCAGCUGCAGAGCGAAACGAAGAAUUGUUUGUUUCAAACCAAUUAUGAUUGCCUAAUGCGCGGCCUAAACUUUCAGAUAGCUAAGGAAAACCAUCCCUCUGCUAUACUGAAGAAUCUUAACAGUCUGUAGAUGGCCUGCACAAUGGAAAGGCUUUUGUAUUACAAGGUUUUUAAUGCAGAUAACUUUACUAGCUGCCCGUUAAUCAAACGAAUUGGUCUGUAUCUGAGCCACAUUGAGUUUCAGUACAAGGCGAACAGCCCUGAGAUGCUGGGAAGCGAUUUGCGAGAAAUUUUGCGCCUAGAAAUCGAUGUACUUGAAGUAUUCAGAACGAAUUUGGUUCUACUUAAUUAUUUGGAAAGGCAACCCCUGGAGAUGUUUCUUGAAUUCGUUGGCGCUGCCUUAAAGCUGCAUUGCAUGCAGAGGGAGCGAUCUGAAAAUGCUGAUCAUUUGACAAUCACCGCUCAGUGCCUUAAUAUUUUGGGUGGCCUUUGUGCCUGCAGUUCGCCGGACGAAGCUUUUGAGCACAUAUCCAAGGUGACAAUGCGGUGGCUUCCCCCAGAUGUGCUUAUUGUAGCCAAGAUGUUAUGCAGCUGCCAGUCUGUUUCUGAUGCAUCCAGCAUUUGGUUAGUGAACAAACUGAAGACUCUUUUUCAGAAUCAUCAUCAGGACUUGGAUGUCAUUGACAAAGUGGUUGAUCAUAUGCCCAGUGAGCUGACAAUUAAUCUCGAUUUUCUCUUUGUAUGCAAAAUGGAACAUCACUUGGACGACAUGCUAAUGGCACUUAACUCGCUAUUAAGGAUUGCUCUUAAGAAGUCCUACACAUCCAACUUAACAGCAAAAAUUGUGCGAUGUGUGGGAUUGAUUGCUAAGCGCUGUCCGGACAUUUACCUGCUGGAGAACUUUACUGUGAUAUGCAAGUCCACUGCUAAAUUCAUCACCAUGCCCACUUUGGAAGUGCGCUUUGCCACACUCUUCACGUUCACCAUUCUUUUGGAUACGAACUGUGUGACUAGCGAUGCCAUUGGCCACUCUCAGACUCACUGGGAUUUCUGCCAGGAGCUCUACGACAGCAUCGAGUUCAAAAAGCUGACGUUCAACAAUGAGGAUUCUGCUCAGAACAGCAAUGCGCUAAUUGUUCAAAUGCUAAUUGCCUUCUUUCUGCGCAGUUCGUUCCACCAAGAGAUUGCGCUGAAGGAGUUGUUGCGCCAAUGCGCCCUGCACAGGCCAAGCGAAAGUGAAUUUGUUUCCCUGCAAAGCAUUGUUCCCGGCUAUGGACAAACUAUGCGCGAUCUUAUACGACCCUCCGGCGUCCUCCUUCACAAGUGGAGCUCCCAACGCUGGCCCAUUUCCAAGUUUCCUUAUUAUCUGUGUUAUGCACGAAAGAGCGAAUUCCGCAGAGUUCAUGCUAAUGAAAUUAUGGCUUAUACCUACCUCUAUGGAAAAACAGAGGAUAUAGAAAAAUGUAUAAAUUAAUCAGCGAGGAUGUAAGUUCAUAAGAAGAUUUCUUUGAUCUUUAAUUCAAUUGUGUUUUUUCUAGGUGCCCUUCCCAUUGUGGCAUCAUUUUUGCUGCCCAAGAGCAGCUGCUGCAGCGAAAGCGAAGGCAAGGACUUUAGGGAUCAUCACCAGGUGUUGGAGAACCUCAGUUACUCCCAACUGAAUGCCACAGAUGUGGAUCUCAAUGUGGACACCCUUUGCAGCGUGGACUUGCUGCACGACCCACAGGAAAUGUUAGAUUGUUGGUUCCUUUGCCCGUGCAGCAGAAGUCGCAGUUGGUAGCUGUCCAAGGAGUCGCUCUUCAAUUGCCUUAAUUGGCAUAUUGUAAGACCCCAAAAAGACUUCUGGGACAGUCGAAUCCAGUCCAUGACUACUCUUCAAAUCAAACAUUCUCGUAUAUUGGUUGAUCUAUUUGGGCGCUUAAAAGCCAAUUGCUUGCGGCCACUUUUUCGGAUCAGGCUUUGCGAAGGUUUUCGUCUAUUGCUGAUGGCAGAUGCUGUCUACGAUGCGGCCCUUGAAAAUAAAAUCACCGUCACCCAAUGUUCCUACUUUGUUCGUGAUAUUUGGUUCUUUGUUGUUCGGUUUCUGUUGCACAGCAAUUUCAGCCGGGUCCAGAUGUCUGUUCUGAACUUCCUGCCUCUGCUGAAUAAACCCAUCUUUGCCUUGCCUGAUUUUGUAAAUCACAUGGGAGCGAUAGCUAACUUUUGAGUAGUUUUCAAAUAGGCUGUGAGCGAAAGCAGUGAAAGAAAAGGCCAGUGCAUGAUAAUGCAAAUUUUGGAAUCAAACAAGAACCAGAUCAACCUAAAUUCAUUUUUGGAAGAGACCACGGAUUGUGAGUUUCUCAAGCCUUGCGAGAGAAUACAAAUCCAAUCUGCCCAACAUGAUAAGGCGGAUGUGGCCAGUUAUCUGCGUUCAUUUCUGUCAAGUCCCACCGCAGAAAGAUUGCGAGAUCUAAGGAAUAUGUGAAUUGCCGAGCAUAAGGACAAGUUGCAAGAAAACGAAAAGCUAUUAUUUGAGCUUAUCAACAAGCUCAUUCAGAUGUCACGGGAUUCGCAUAAGAAGUCGAGCAGUCUAGAUGCCCUUAAGUGCCUGGCUCAAAUUGGGACCGCUAAAACUAUCCAACAUUUCUUACUAUUUCAAACUGAUUUCGAAUCGUUUGAGGAGUUAUCAAAAGAUGAGCCAAUGGAAGUGUUUUUGAGCGUUAUCUGCGAUUUCUUGGACAAAUCAUUAUUCCAGUUCGAUCCCAAAACUCACACGGAUCUUGUGUUAGUAACUAUUCUGGUAGUUAAUAGUAAACCUGGAGCAAAAAUUAUUGAUCGCUAUAAGAAUCUACAGAUAUUUCUGGACAAGUCUACGAAACCUAGUUUUCUGAAUUCCUAUAAGCAAAUUCCUCGCAUUGAUUGGUUGUCGAUACUUAAAGCCACGCGAUUAAACUACGAGUCUUGGAUGUGCGCCUUUGUCUCAAAAGUGUUUCAAGAGUGCGGCUGGAAAGGAUUUGAUGAUCUGGCUGCCAAGUCGUUUGCCUUUGCCAAGACCUGCCUGCAGCCGUUCAUCAAGUUACUACUGGAAAACAAAGAAAGUCUUAAGAGUCUGUGUCUAAUGUUAGAUUACUUUUUUGAAAGUUUCGCCAGCUCGAAGUCGCCGAAUUCGCCUAAUUCUAAGGAGAUAUUUUACAACAAAAGAGCCAUAAAGAGGUUUUUGCACAUCUGCGAGUCCAUACGGAUCGUCAAUGAAUGGAGCAUUCCCGUGAAUCUGAGCAAUGUGGUCAGCAGCAAUCACUGUCAGGCCUAUUUCCUGAGCAUUAUGUAUCUGGAGCUCUGGGCCUGCGCAGCGAGCCCUAUAGAUAGAGCCAAUCUCUUCGACAACGUCUUUCAGGCUGAUGCAAAAAAGGCUUACGAAUCCAUUGGCUGUCUGGGCAUCCCAGGGUUUGUCAAUCCCAUGCGCUCCCGUUUGGAUUUCCUUGGCCAGAGUAGCAGUCUAUCCAAUUUGUUGGAGUCGGAUCAUCUUGACAGGGCCAGCGGUCAACUCUGCGUGGACAUAAUGAAAGGAAACGGUUUGUGGUCGUUUGCCAAACUUCAGCAGCAUCAGAACGUAGAGCCAGAUUACGAGAUCUUCUGGCGCCUUGGACAGUGGGAUUCCCUGACGGAUCCAAAGCACCAGCAAAUCCAGACGGGAGCUAGAACAUCGCUGAAUCUGGAGCAGGAGUUCAAGCGUCAUCAUUUCGUGGCGCUGAGGAGCAUCGGGCAGCGAGAGGAGGAGAACAGCUUGUCAGCCAUAGACAUGGCCUACUGUGUGCGCGACAUUUUGAUGGAGAUCAGCAUGGAGUGCCUGCAAGUGUACAAGUACCUGACUUGGCUGUGCUCCCUCCAGCAAGCAGAGGACUUCUGUCAGAUCCAAUUUGACCAACUGGAUUCUGCCCAGAUGACCCAACUGUUUGGCAAAUGGCAAACGGAAUUGGCUAAGUACGGCAAUUUUUCUUGCAAAGAAUUUUAUGCACAUCAGAUUGCUCUGUUCAAGAUGGCGGGAACCAGCAGUCGUAGAAUGCAAGAAUUCUACCAAAAGAAUCCCAUGGACACGUAUCUACUCAAAGGAAUUGGGGAGUGCAAAAGUGCUGGCAAGUUAAACCUGGCAGCCAAGUACAUUGUUACCCUGCGAGAGCUUCCCAACAUCAGAGACCCACUUCAGAUAAGCGUUUUGUUGGAAGACGCCGAGGUCAAUCUGAAGAUGGGCAACCAACAGAUAGCCAGCAUCCUGGAGUAUGUGACCAACAACAAUGAGUUUGUCUACUGUGUCCAGCGAGUUCCGGCGCUGCGGAUGCAGGGCGAGUUCCUCCUUGACUGCAAUGCCGAGACAUAUUAUGUCCAGACCCACAACUUUGAUAAUUCCCUAAAGCUGAUUGAUGACUUUGUGCUGCACCGCAAGACGUUGAGCGAAAAGUAUCGGGACAUCUUCGAGUGGCAGCAGCUGGAUGCCUUUGCCAGUAAGCACCGGACGGCUGCAUAUGCUGCGAUGGCAAAGUAUGCUGAUCGGGAGUACCAGCAGCUAUACGACUACCGGCACUCCCAGGAAUACCAAACGUUGCAGGACAUCAUCGAGCAGAACCGCCAGGCGGCAGAGAAGGUCACCCAGCGCGAGAACCAGGACCGGCGCGUCAUUUCUGUCCAGAUGAAGCGUUACGCCAGCUUGGACGAGCGUCAGCUAAAGCACAUCGAAGAGAAGCUAACCCAGCACCUUUGCCUGGCUUUGCGCAAUCAUAUGGUCUGUCGCCUGGACAGUGGCUUUUCCAGCGCCGCCAUUUACCAUAUCUCGCUAUGGUUCACCAAUGCCACCAAUGAGCAGCUGCAGCAGACCAUCAAAGAGGAGAUUCUCACGGUGCCCAGUUAUAAGUUUAUUUGUGCUGCCAACCAACUGACCGCGCGGCUUAACUCCAAGAACUUGGGCCUGCUCAAGGGGCUGAUGGACCUUCUGGUGCACUGUGGCCAGGAUCAUCCGCAUCACACAUUUUACCAGCUGUAUCCGCUUGUAUUUGCCCACCUGGAUGGUGAGAACAGCAAUACGGAGCGGUCAGGGGUUGCUCGUAAAAUUAUUGCCAAGAUAUGCGAAAAGAAUGCCGCAGCGGCUGAAUGCAGCAAGCAGCUGGAAUCGCUGCUGCCAGCCCUCAUCACAUUUGCCAACGAAGGCAAGACGGACAACAAUCAGCAGGUCUCGGAUUCCGUGCGUCUGAAGCAGUUCGAGAAGGUAAGGCGCUGGCGGAAUCUGAACGCUGUGCACUGCCCCACCCUCGAGUUGGCCGUCAUGCCCAACAAGGAGUACAAUAUAGCAAGCAUCGUCAAGUGGAACAAUGGCAUAACACAAUGUGGUGGACUAAAUGCGCCUGUGAAAAUUAUGUGCGUAUGCUCUGAUGGUCAGACGCGGGCGCAACUGGUCAAAGGAAAGGACGAUCUGCGGCAGGAUGCCGUGAUGCAGCAGGUGUUCGGAAUUGUCAACGAGCUACUCAACCAGGAUUCUGAGUUCAUCGAGCGAAAGCUAAAGCUGCGCACCUAUAAGGUCACUCCGUUGUCCAUGCGCAGUGGUAUCCUGGAGUGGUGCACCAAUUCAACUCCGGUGGGUCACUACCUGGUUGUGGAAGGCAAAGGAGGUGCACAUGCGCGAUAUCGUCCAAACGACUGGAAUAACAACAGGUGCCGCAAGUUAGCUGCGGACAUCUGAAGCUCUCCAAGGAGGCUCGAUAUUGGCAUCUACCAGCGUAUAUGCGAGCACAUUAAGCCCGUUUUUCACUACUUUCUGCUGGAGAAGUUCCCCAUUCCUGGCGUGUGGUUUGAAAGGCGAUUGGCUUACACCAAUAGCGUGGCCACCACCUCGAUGGUGGGCUACGUCCUAGGACUUGGCGACCGCCACACGCAAAAUAUCCUUAUAGACCAGCAGACGGAAGUUAUUCAUAUUGAUUUUGGUAUAGCUUUUGAGCAGGGCAAAAUCCAGACCACUCCAGAGACCGUUCCCUUCCGGCUACGCGAUUUUGUGGCACCGAUGGGAAUCUGUGGGACGAAAGGAGUCUUUGCCAAAUCCUGCGAGGCCACCAUGCACAUCCUGCGAAGGUAUAGCGUCUUUACCACCAUACUUGAGGUUCUGCUCUACGAUCCCCUCUUUAUAUGGGGGGUGCUCGAGAAGAAGAAAUCAAGCCAGUCAUCACAGCAAUCCAGCGAGGAAUCGGUUAACUUAGUGGCCCAACGUGCCCUGCUCCUCGUGCAAAACAAACUGGAGGGCAGAGAGGCCGGCACCCUUGGCGACUCAAAUGUGGAGGCUCAGGUGGAGCGACUGAUAAACGGCACGCUACCGAGCAAUCUCUGCAUGCUUUUCCCGGGCUGGGACCCGCAGCUUUAGGCCUAAGAUUGUACAUACAUCACAUUUACCACCAGUUUACCACUUGAAUAUAAGGUUUCUACGAUUUUGUAUUAACUUUUUGGGAUCUAAAUCUGA